Messenger RNA from Trichoderma citrinoviride, 357 nucleotides. RefSeq lists its product as hypothetical. The coding region runs from base 1 to 357 and encodes 118 amino acids. NCBI's taxonomy places the organism in Eukaryota, Fungi, Ascomycota, Sordariomycetes, Hypocreales, Hypocreaceae. The transcript has a single exon. The record is from RefSeq and is a predicted model, not a curated record.
AUGUCAAGCACAUAUCUAGACAAAGAGCUCAAAACAGUUCAAGCCCGUGAAAAGCAGGCGUACAUGCAUCUUCGCAGACAAUUCGGCCUCGGUACCCCCAUCCCAGAAGAAGCAGAACAAGACACUUCAUCAACAUCUAUUCCUCCUCCACCUAUCCCCCCUCAUAAUCCAGCUCGCGGGACGCACUAUGCAUAUCCCACGAACCCCAAAGAUUGUCGUGCCCGUAUUGACUUACCACUUGGAAAGAAUAGUACCUCGCAAGAGCAGCAGGCACCGCAGCAGGAUGUGUGUGUAGGUUCGUUUACGACAGAUGCUAUACUCAAGACACCAAGCAGCAGAAACCCCGCUACAAGUUAA